AUGGCGUCUAAAGAUAACGGGCGAAUUUUGCACUUGGAGGAACAGGUCAGGAGUUUAUCAGAGGAGCUCGUUCAGUGUCAGGCAGAUAAAGAGUUUGUGUGGACGCUAUGGAAGCGCCUCCAAGUGGCCAAUCCCGACUUGACUCAGGCAGUGAGUCUAGUAGUAGAACGAGAGAAACAGAAAGCAGAGGUGAAAGACCGGAAGGUUCUGGAAAUCCUUCAAGCCAAAGAUUAUAAAAUCCAGGAGCUAGAACAGAGAGUGACAGAACAGCAGCGGGAGAUAAACAACCUGGCACAGGGGAGGCGAGGAGGCGAGGAGGAGCAGGAGCGGUUGAAGAAGGAGCUGGCAGCUUUGCACCAAAAACUGGGGAACAAGAGUCGACAAGUUAAGGAGCUGAAAGAAAGGAGCGAGAGGGAGGAGGAGCAAGAGAAGCGUGUGGCGGCCGCUCUGGAGGAGGCCAGGCAGGGCCUGGAGUCUCGCUGCUCCGCCCUGCAGGCCGAUCUGAAGAGAGCACAGGAGCAGGAGGCCGAGUGGAGGCAGCAGGUGUCCGCCAACUGCUCCAAAGUCAAGGAGCUGGAGGAAGCCCUGAGUAAGGUGCGUCUGACUGUGUUUGAGACCCAGAGCCACAGUGCCGCUGUGUCUGCUCAGCUCUCCUCUACAGAACGGGAACUCACACACCGAGAUGAGCAGAUCCACUCACUCAGGCGAGAGCUGGAAGAGCUGCAGGCCCUGUACAGGCAGAGUGUGGAACAUGCCGGAGAACAGGCUCAGCUUAUUCAGCAGCUGGAGGGCCUCAAUCUGGACACACAGAAAGUCUUACGCAGCCAAGAGGCAGCACACACUGCCGACACCAGCUCCUAUCAGAAGCUGUACAGUGAGCUGAGUGUGUCAUACCAGGCCCUCCAGCGCAGCGAGGCUGAGCUGCGUCAGAGGACCACGGUCCUCACAGCGCAGCUGCACCAGAAAGACCAGCAGCUCCAACAGCUCCACACUCAGCUCCAGCAGCAGCAGCAGCAGCAACAGACCGCAGCCUGCAGUCCCCAGGCCAAGCCAAGCAGCUCCCAGCCCUGUGAGGACUUUCCACCAGCUGCUGUGCUGGACUCUUUCCUGACUGGGCAGCACACACUCAUCAAGUCAACUCUGGACGACGUGCGAAUCACACGGCAGGUCCCAGAGGCCAAUCACACGGCAGGUCCCAGAGGCCAAUCACACGGCAGGUCCCAGAGGCUGCGCCGUGUGGAGGUGAACGUGCAGGGCUGGGCCGGCGUGGGCAUGGUGAACGUGCAGGGCUGGGCCGGCGUGGGCAUGGUGAACGUGCAGGGCUGGGCCGGCGUGGGCAUGGUGAACGUGCAGGGCUGGGCCGGCGUGGGCAUGGUGAACGUGCAGGGCUGGGCCGGCGUGGGCAUGGUGAACGUGCAGGGCUGGGCCGGCGUGGGCAUGGUGAACGUGCAGGGCUGGGCCGGCGUGGGCGUCCAGCAGCAGAGACUUGAGCAGGUAGAGAGGGAACAGCAAACCAAAGCAUGUGCUUCUAAUCUGGAUCUCCAACCGACCGCGGUAACACCCACCCGGUCCGAGCUGCUUCCCGCCGAGCCUCCUGACUCCACCACGGGCCUGCGCUCCUCCGCCCGCGGCCCAGACAGACGCAAGAGUGCUCCCACGCUGCGCUCCAGGUCUCUGUCUCCCAGUAGCAGUGAGUGCAGUGGGACUGUCAGAGGUGUGGAGAAGAGGAUUCAACAGCUACAGGAACUCCUCACACUCAAGACGGAGGAGAAUGAGGAGCUUCGUCGGGCACACGCCAAACGUCACGACCGGUUGCGUCUGAUCCAGACCAACUACAGGACAGUUAAGGAGCAGCUGAAGGAAGCAGGGGACGCCCAAGGACGCCCCAGAGGCAAAGGCCCACGGCGGGCGGAGCCCUGGCAGCUACGUCAGGAGGACAGCGACGGGGUGUGGAACGAGCUGGCCUUCUUCAAAAAGCAAAACAAAAAACUCUUAAUCGAAAAGGCUAAUUUGGAGGAGGAGCUGGAUCUUCUUCGUGUCCAGGCUGCUAUGGACAGAGCCACUGCCCAUGAGCUUCGCAUGAACCUGGAGGAGGAUCGACUAGAUCUGCUGCACAUGGAGGCGGAGCAAAACAAGGUCAAGAGCAGCACCCCAGUCCAGACAUCUGCUCAAAGAGUGGAGCAGUCCUUUAAAAAGAUAGCACAGCUGGAGCAGAAGAUGGUCUCCCUGGAGAAGGAGACCACGCAGCUACGCCUGGAAAACCAGGAGAUUCAGGAGAACAAUGAGGCCCUCGCCGAGGAACGGGAUCGUCUCCGGGCUGACCUGCAGCGUCUCCGCGCUCAGGGGGCGGCUCGAGAGGAAGCUCUCCAGGCCCAGGUGCAGGUUGAACGGGAGAGGCACCAAGGCGAGACCCAGGCUUUACAGGCUCAGCUGCGGGCCUCCAGGAAACAAACAGAAGAGGCCAGACGAGAGGCCGCCCAGGCCGGACAAAGGCUCCUGAGUCUCAGGCAGGAGAUGGGCGUGCUCCGCGCCCAGAGGGACUUCCACAAAGCCGCGGCCAAGCGAAGAGCAAAGGGACCCGUGUCCGCCAACAGCAAGGUCAGACGCAUGGCAACCUGGUCCAGAGCCCCUCUACCGCAGCAGAAGAGACAGGUCUACCCACACAUGCAACAGGGGCGGACGGAGAGCCCGGCUAUAGAUGACUGGGAGGACAUGAGUGUGGAUAGUGACUCUGAGUUUUCUGACAGUCUGGAGAGCCAUCGACCUGUACGAAACCAGCACACGCGCCCGGCCUCUGCUACCAAGGGCCGCAGGUACAAGGUGAUCUCCCCGCUAGGCGUGUCGACGGAGGAUUUCAACGUUCUGCAACUUCCUCAACCUCAAAGCCAAGGUGAGGAAGAGCAGGACAAGAAGGCGAGGAAGAGGAGGGCGAGGAAGGCCCACAGAAACUCGGCCUGCGCGCUCCUCCGUCAACGCGUCCUCUCUCUCCAGCAGCAAGUGUGUGUGCUACAGGCAGACAAGAAAGCAGCACAGCAGGUUGCUAGAGACCAAAAGCAAAACAACGAGAGGAUCCAGGCCCAACUGGAUGCUCUCGCCCAGAAACUCCACGGCAGCAAGCUGCUCUCUCAGAAACAGGCGGCAGAACUCGCUGGGCUAGAACAGCAGAAGGUGGUGUUGGAGAUGGAGUUGGAGCAGUGGAGGAAAAUUCGGCCUGUGCAGGAGCAGCAGCGGAUGACCCCUGACCCUGCGCUGACCCCUGACCCCAACAGCCCAGCUGUCAAACAGCUGGAGGCUGAGGUCAAACAGCUCCAGAGCAAACUCAAGAACGCCAUCAACGAAACGACCAAACACUCAGCCGCUAACAAGAGCCUAAAGUCAGAGCUCAAUGACAGAGAACAGAAACUGAAAGAGCUUCAGGAGAGGGCCAGUCUGUGUGAGAGAGACGUGGUGAUGAAGAGGCAGUUGGUAGAGGAUUUGAGGAGCAGACUGAAAGUGUUACAGGAUGCUGAGAGGAACCAGCGAUCACUCAUCGAAGACCUUGAGAAGAAAGUGAAAAGUCUCACAGAGGAGGCGUCUAACAGAAAGGCCUUCAUCGAAUCACUGAAGAGGAGACUGUCUGUGGCCACUAAAGAGAAAAGCCAACAUGAGUCCUCCUGUCAGAAACUUAAAGAGGACCUCGACCGAAAGGAGCAGAAAGUGUCGGCGCUGCAGGCGCGUGUAGCGGAGUGUGAGAAGGCCAUGGCUGAGUUGGAGCAAACUGCCUCAGCUCAGAUGCACAGUCUGGCCCAGCAGAGCUCCCAGUCCCUGGACAGUGUGAACAGCAAACUGAGCCUGGCCCACUCCCAGCUGGAGCAGCUACGCUCCUUCACACAGGCCCUGGCCGGCGAGAUGGUCCGGGAGGUGCAAGAGACCAAAGCACAGCUGAGGAAGAGGAGGAGGACUAAGAGGAGGAAGAUUUCGGCCGGGCCCUCCAAAAACUCCAUGGCCAGGGCACAGUCCAUCGCGGCCUCUAUCCUCAACAUGACGGAGACCGACCUCGCCGACAUGCUAGACACGGACGAGGUGAGAGAACCAUGUUCCGACGAUGCUCAGGACAGGGAAUGGUUGGAACGUGUGAUAAAGAUCCUCCAGCAGCAGAUCCCCUCUGCAGCCCUGCUGAUGGACGCCAUGGUGCUGAAGAUGAAGGAGAAGAAAGUGCUGACGGAGGAACUGGCCGUGCUCAGAGCAGUAGUCAGCGAAAACCCCUGA
This is a messenger RNA of Chanos chanos (milkfish), 4248 nucleotides long. It is a transcript of the gene cntln, whose product is annotated as centlein, centrosomal protein. Bases 1 to 4248 code for a protein of 1415 amino acids. Gene Ontology annotation, biological process: protein localization to organelle; centriole-centriole cohesion. Lineage: Eukaryota; Metazoa; Chordata; Actinopteri; Gonorynchiformes; Chanidae. The record is from RefSeq and is a predicted model, not a curated record. Gene Ontology annotation, cellular component: centrosome; centriole. The transcript has 28 exons.